UACAAAUAUGUCUUAACUUUUAAAUGUUCCAUAAUCUAAAACAAAUUAGAUUAAAUUAAUCUGUAUUAUUUGUAGUUUUUAGAAACUGUCAUAUAUGAUUAUAUUUUUUUUUAUCUAUGCCGAUGAUAUCUUUUAUACUAAAUGACUGACAUUUUUAAAGAUUUGAGUGAUAUUUGGGAUAGGCUUUUUAGCCACCGUCCAUUCUUACAAGGAGAAAUAAAGUAUUUUUUAUCAGAAUUUGAUAAAAAAUCAUAUAGAGCUGAUGAAGAAAAUCUAAACAAAAUCGGUGAACUCAUUAGUGAUUUAAAAGAUAAAAAAAUUGAAAGAUUUUUGCAAUCAAGUGGUGAAAAUUUAUUUUUAUUAAAUUCUACCAUUAAUGAAGCUUUGAAUUUGAGUCAAGAAAUUCUGGAUCAAGAAAAUAAUAUCAUUUCAGAAGAAGACUUGAAAACUAAAAAGGAAUUGCAUGAAAAACGUCAAAGGGAAUUGGAAACAUUUAAGUCUGAUUUGAAAUCUAGAUAUGAAAGUAUAGACAAAGAUAUUGAAGAUAAGGUAGAAGCAAUUAAAAUACAUUUUGAAGAAGAUAUAAAUAAACUAAUUGCUGAUAAUCAGUAAAAAAAUGGAUUAUAAAAUAAAAAUAAAAACUG
Messenger RNA from Rhopalosiphum maidis (corn leaf aphid), 644 nucleotides. RefSeq names its product biogenesis of lysosome-related organelles complex 1 subunit 5-like. NCBI's taxonomy places the organism in Eukaryota, Metazoa, Arthropoda, Insecta, Hemiptera, Aphididae. Bases 142 to 612 code for a protein of 156 amino acids. The record is from RefSeq and is a predicted model, not a curated record. The transcript is spliced from 4 exons. Gene Ontology annotation, cellular component: transport vesicle; BLOC-1 complex.